Messenger RNA from Phalaenopsis equestris, 2595 nucleotides. RefSeq names its product protein STRUBBELIG-RECEPTOR FAMILY 8. Gene Ontology annotation, biological process: protein phosphorylation. The coding region runs from base 205 to 2481 and encodes 758 amino acids. NCBI's taxonomy places the organism in Eukaryota, Viridiplantae, Streptophyta, Magnoliopsida, Asparagales, Orchidaceae. Gene Ontology annotation, molecular function: protein kinase activity; ATP binding; protein binding. The record is from RefSeq and is a predicted model, not a curated record. The transcript is spliced from 18 exons.
UCCAUUUAAUACUAAAAAGUUCGCCUUUAGCCAUCGAAUCUUUGCUAAAGCUAACAGUGCACAGAACUUUCUAUUAAUUUCUCUCCUCUACUCCCGUGUCUCUCGCUGGCUCACCACUCUUGCUGUUUUUCUUUGCUACUGCCGACACUGUAAAUUUCAUGGCCAGAGAGAAGUGAAACAAGGGGAGAGAGCAGAGUUUUCCAUAUGGAAACUGCAAUGUUGUUGAUCUCUGUUUUUCUUCUUUUGUCAGCCAACUGUGUCCAAUCUACCACGAACCCUUUAGAUGUUGAAGUUCUAGUGUUGCUUUAUAGCACUUUGAACAGCCCUUCUCAGCUUUCUGGAUGGAAGUCAAGCGGAGGUGAUCCCUGUGAAGAAUCGUGGAAAGGGAUCUCCUGCUCCGGUUCAGAUGUUGUUUCCAUCGAACUUGCAGGUUUGGGACUUAAUGGUACUCUUGGAUAUCUUCUUUCUAAUCUCCUGUCAUUGAAGAAACUGGAUGUGAGCAACAAUUACAUAAGUGAAAAUAUCCCUUUUCAGCUACCUCCAAAUAUUUCUUAUUUGAAUCUUGCUGAUAACAAAUUUAAUGGAAAUCUUCCAUACUCAAUAUCUAGCUUGGUUUCCCUUGUUUACUUGAAUGUUAGCCAUAAUUUGUUGUCACAAUCAAUUGGGGAUUUGUUUGCCCUUCUUCAAAAUCUCUCUGACUUAGACCUAUCUUUCAAUAUCCUAAGCGGAGAUCUUCCAAUUUCUUUGGGUUUGUUGUCAAACCUUUCUAAUCUUUAUUUGCAAAAUAAUCAGCUUGCGGGUUCAGUAAAUGUUCUUUCCAACCUUGAUUUAAUUAAUUUAGACAUUGCAAAUAAUCACUUCACUGGAUGGAUUCCCCAGAGCUUCCAUUCUAUUCCAAACCUCAGAAUUGAUGGAAACUCCUUUGAGAAUGUUCCUGCUCCUCCGCCACCUCCUUAUACCCCACCACCUCCCCAUUUACCGCAUACUAAUCAUCAUAAUCACAGCGAAGCACCAGCAAAUCCACCAAAUGGUGCCGAUAGGCAGAACACGAGCACUAUCAACAGCAGUAGCAGCAACACUAGAAGUCUGGCUGCAGGUGCUUUAACUGGCAUUGUUGCUGGCUCAGUUGCCUUCGCGUCAUGUGCGGUGCUUGCUACACUUUUCUUCCUUUACAAGUCUAAGAAGGAUAAUCAGAACCAAAAUAAAUUGAGGCACUUUGUGGGAUCUCCUCCUGUUGGCGCACAUAAAGGAGAAUGGAAUCAAUUUUCAGAUUAUAUUUCUUCACAUGUACCAACAGAGUGGAAUUUUCGAACCAAAGAGCCCGUCUCUUCAAAUGUACAAACAAGUUCUGCUCAACAAUAUCUUGUGAACAAAGGGAUUGGAGAUCAUAAACUCAGAAGCUCUCCCUUUUCAACUCAAUUGAAGUCACCACCUUCUAAUAAAAUGACGGGCGAUAAGCUAAGUGGGAAAAGUGGAUCUGCGCGGAUACCAAGAGUACCUAUCACUGCAGCUUAUUAUAGUGUUGCUUCUCUUCAGACUGCAACAAAUAGCUUUAGCCAGGAAUACCUUAUUGGCGAAGGUUCCCUUGGUCGUGUUUAUAGGGCGGAAUUUUCCAAUUUGAAGAUUUUGGCUGUCAAGAAGCUAGAUAGUGCAGCAUUGUUCUUGCGAGAUGAAGAAGAAUUUCUCGAGGCUGUUUCAAACAUAUCGCAUCUGAGACACCCCAACAUUACAGCUCUAGUAGGAUAUUGUGCCGAACAUGGUCAACACCUUUUGGUUUAUGAGCACAUUUCAAAUGGAGCAUUGCAUGACAGGCUGCAUUUUACUGAUGAUAGCAGAACACUUAGUUGGAAUGCUCGCGUAAAAGUUGCGCUUGGCACUGCCAGAGCUCUCGAGUACCUACAUGAAGUAUGCUCGCCGUCUGUUCUACAUAAGAGCUUGAAAUCUGCAAACAUCUUAUUGGAUGAGGAUCUCAAUCCACACUUAUCAGACUGUGGACUAUCUGCAUUAACUCACAAUACUGAAAGACAGCUUUCGACUGAGAUGAUGCCCUCGUUUGGUUACAGCGCACCGGAAUUUGUAAUGUCCGGAAUUUACACGAUAAAGAGUGAUGUUUAUAGCUUUGGUGUGAUGAUGUUAGAGCUAUUAACAGGUCGAAAACCGCUGGACGGUUCUCGAGUUAGAUCAGAACAGUCUCUGGUAAGAUGGGCUAUGCCUCAACUUCAUGAUAUCGAUGCUUUGGCGAAAAUGGUUGAUCCUUCACUCAAUGGAAUAUAUCCUGCAAAAUCACUCUCUCGCUUUGCCGACAUCAUUGCUGUGUGUGUUCAGCCCGAACCCGAGUUCCGACCGCCAAUGUCCGAAGUUGUUCAAGCUUUGGUCCGGCUCAUGCAGAGAACAAGUCUGGUCAGGAGGAGCUCAGCUGAUGAGUUGGGAUUCUCUUACAGGAUUCCAGAGCAUGAAGCAACUCCUGAUAUGUUCUUGUAAGGAAUUUUAUGCUUUGAAGUACAGAAAUGAAAACAAAGGAAACAUACAGAUAACUAAGAAAUAGAUGUGUUGUUUUGUAUGCUUGGAUUAAUCAGCAAUCCAUGGUAGAGUACA